Daucus carota subsp. sativus is the source of this 4994-nucleotide messenger RNA. RefSeq lists its product as uncharacterized. Lineage: Eukaryota; Viridiplantae; Streptophyta; Magnoliopsida; Apiales; Apiaceae. Bases 439 to 4752 code for a protein of 1437 amino acids. The record is from RefSeq and is a predicted model, not a curated record. The transcript is spliced from 2 exons. Gene Ontology annotation, cellular component: Ino80 complex.
GACAUUUGAGGCAUUAUUAGUUAUUACUCGUGGCUCUCGGAUCGUUUAUGUCGUCGGUUUAUAGGCCGUUUAAACAAAAAAUGGAAUCGUCUUCCUUUGCAAUUACUCGACUGAGUCCGACUCGGUCUCUGUUUGAUUCCAUCAUUUGACUCGGUGAGUCCACACGCCCUCUCUUCUUCCUUCUCGAAAUUAUUAACGUCGUCAAACCAACCCGCUCAGUUUGUCAACAAACAUAUUUCUCAAUCCGUGUGUGCCCUUUUCCGUCAUUUCACACCCUCCCUCAGCAAUUACACACUGCUCAUCAUCUUCUUCCUCAUACACGCAUAUAUAGACACACAUAUUUAUAUCUGUGUAUUGUUAUCGAUGAUUCGGCUUCUCCAAACCCUAGCUUUCCCCGAGGUUGAUAUUUGAUUGACAAGUGGUGAUUUGUUAUGUUGAAUGGUGAUUGAGAAACGUAAAGUAAACGGUUUAGGAUUUGAUUCCGAGAUGUCCUCUAAGAGUAGGGAGAGUAUGUCGACUGAUGAAGAUGAGUUUUUGGAUGAUGUUUUUUCGGAUGAGGAGGAUGACGAUGAUGAUGAAUUUAAUGAUUGUGAUUCUGGCGCGGGGUCUUUGUUAGAAUUGGGGGAAACUGGAGCAGAGUAUGUACAAGUUGGGGAUCAGACUUGUAGUAUUCCGUUGGAGUUGUAUGAUCUUUCCAGGUUUGGUGAUAUUCUGUCUAUGGAUGUGUGGAAUGAUGUUUUGACAGAGGAAGAAAGGUUUGAUCUGACAAAGUAUCUACCGGAUAUGGAUCAAGAGAUGUUUAUGCGGACAUUGAAGGAGCUGUUUACAGGUUGUAAUAUGCAUUUUGGUAAUCCCGUUGAUAAGCUUUUUAAAUUGUUUAAAGGUGGGCUAUGUGAACCACGGGUCGCGCUUUAUAGGCAGGGUUCGAUUUUCUUUCAGAACUGCAACCAUUAUCAUCAUCUGCAGAAGUAUCAGAACUCGAUGGUCACUAAUUUUCAUCAGAUAAAGGAUGCUUGGGCGAAUUGCAAGGGAUACAGCAUUGAAGAGAAGAUCCGAGUGUUGAAUAUUAUGGAAAGUCAAAAGAGCUUAAUGCAUGAAGAUAUGGAAGACUUGGACACUGACUCAGAAAGGGAAGAAUCGGUAGAUGGCAUGUGGAAUAGGAGGCUGAUGAACCAGAAAGUAGGACAGAAAAUAAGUCAUUAUUCUGAGGAAAAGCUGAGUUCAGCCUUUGGUUACUCUUCUCGAGAGAAGCAGGUGGCACUUGAUACAGCACAUUAUGAAAGGCAAAAUCCAAAAGGGACCUUGAAAGUAACUGGGUCAAAGAAAUCUGCAUCAAAAGAAUCAGCAGGUUGUUACUCUGCUGGUCGUCAGGGCAUGAAAAUGAAGUCAAGCCCUUAUGGUCUUGCAUCAAUUUCUUCAAGAUAUGACAUGGCAUCUGGAAACAAUUCACACGCUGCUGUCAGAAUGAGAAAUCGGGUACCAGAUGAUAAUACUGACGGAGAAGCAUUGUAUAAAGUUGCUGUCCAGAGCAAUCGGAGUUUCCCAAACACUAGUCGGAAGGAUGAUCCUGCUAACUCUAAAGUUUUAGAGAAGUAUGAAAAUUACAGGGGUGAGAAAUAUUCUGAUAUCUUCACAGGCUUACCUUUGUCUUCAAAAAAGGAUUUUUCUGCCUACAAUAGGAACAGAACUGUGAAUCAGUUAUCAGAUAUUGAGUUGUUAACAGCAAAUCCAUCUAAAUCUGUGUUUUCUCAUGAAUACGUCAACAAUCUUGAAUCCCCUGAUAACAUGCAGCACUUAAAUGUUGGGCAGAGAGUGAAGUUUGAGAAAGGGCACUCUUCAAAUUUAUCGUUGAAAGGAAAUCGCGCUGAGUUAUCAGAUAGAGGUUAUCCCUUUCGGCAUGGGACAGCUGAAGACGAGCAUUUCUCAACUGAUUUAUCACCUACUUAUGGUGAUUUAAAUGUUAAAAGCAAGUCCAAGUUUGAAAAGAACUCUCCUGAUAUUAAAGUGAAUGAUAGAUCUGGUUCAGGGUAUAGAGAGAAUUCAAAACAUGAGAACAGGGGCGCGAUAGCUAAUCAGGAUGGACGACGAGUUGUGCCAAAUGUAAAGCGCCGAAAAACUUUCACUUCAGAUUCAGACUCAUCUGAGCAAUAUGAGGAUGAUAAUCCUUUGAUGAGGAGCAAGUGGGCUUAUCCCGGUGGUGCCUCAGGUAUGAAAUCUGUUUCAUUUCCUAAGCAGGCUAAAUUUGUCAAAGGGGAUGAAAAGAUUGAUGGAUGUGGUGAUGAAAUUUCCAACAUCCAGAAGAAGAUGGGUUUCCAUGGUACACAUUCAUAUAUUUCAGAAGACAAUUUCAGCAUGAAAGCAAAACAAAAGAAUAAGAUGGAUGAUAUUGGCAGAAAUUUUCCUGGACCAGGUAGGAUGACUGGUUAUAAUUACGAUGAUGAUUGGGGAGAGUGGUCCAAGUUUGGUAGGAAUGGUCAUGUACAAAAUGAACAGAGCGAAAGGAUUUUAAUGGCAUCCGUGCCUCCUUACAAUGUUGGCAGGAUGGAGAAAAUAGAGACCAUGCAUGGCUACUCAAUGGCUGACAAUGAAGAUGAUUCACUUAAAAGUAUAUUGGCAAAGCAUAACAACACUUCUGGUAAGAUGCAAAAUAAAGGUAAAGAUAUUGGAGCAAGGGACCGACAUUUUGAAAGAUCUGACAUGCAGUUAUUAGAAUGCAAUUCUUCGAUGAAAAAGCGGAAAGUUAAGGAUGAUAUGAUGAUAAACGUAACUGAGCCAAAUGAAAUUGGUACUCCUGAAAAAGGAGUUUCUGAUCUAUCUUCUACUGUAGUGUUAGCUGGAGAAGAUGUCGAAAGCAAAUCAGUGAAGAAGCAAUUUACAUUGAUUACUCCUACUGUUGAUGCUGAAUUUUCGUUCUCAAUCAUUCAUCUUCUGUCAGCUGUUCGCAUGGCAAUGACAACCAUACUUCCUGAUGAUCCCGUGGACAUGGGAAAGCAUAAUGGCAACAAUAAUGGAGUGCUGAAAGAUGAUGAUGAGGAGAGUAAGCAGGAGGGCAUUGGUGGGGAACUAUCUCACCUAAACAGGGAUAUAAUGAACACUGAGCGAACAACCGAGCUGAAUCUUCCAUCUCUUACUGUUCAGGAUAUUGUUAACCGUGUAAAAUCAAAUCCAGGAGAUCCUUGUAUUCUUGAGACUCAAGAGCCACUUCAGGAUUUGGUCAUAGGUGUUCUUAAAUUAUUAUCAUCUAAAUCACCUCCUUUAGGAGCAAAAGGUUGGAAAGCAGUCUUGAAAUAUGAAAAAUCUACAAAAUCCUGGUCCUGGAUUGGUCCACGGAGUCCUUCAGAUCAGGAAACUACCGAGGAGGUGACAUCUCCUGAAGCUUGGGGUCUCCCACGGAAAAUGCUAGUUAAGCUAGUCGACUCAUUUGCAAAUUGGUUGGAAAGUAGUCAAGAGACCCUCCGACUAAUUGGAAGUCUUCCUGCCCCUCCGUUGACAUUAAUGCAGCUUAACAUUGAUGAGAAAGAAAGGUUUAAGGACUUGAGAGCUCAGAAGAGUCUAAACACCAUAAGCCAAAGCUGUGACGAGGUAAGAAGUUAUUUUCGCAAGGAGGAAGUUCUCAGAUACGCAAUACCUGACAGGGCCUUCUGCUACACUGCUGCUGAUGGUAAAAAAUCCUUUGUAGCUCCCUUAAGAAGGUGUGGUGGUAAACUAACAUCAAAAGCCCGAGAGCACUUUUUGUUGAAGCAGGAUCGCCCGCCGCAUGUUACAAUUCUUUGCCUUGUCAGAGAUGCAGCUGCUAGGUUGCCUGGAAGUAUUGGAACAAGGGCUGAUGUCUGUACUUUAAUUAGAGAUUCCCAGUAUGUAGUGGAAGAUGUCUCUGAUGCACAAGUCAAUCAAGUUGUUAGUGGGGCCUUGGAUCGUCUGCAUUAUGAACGUGAUCCUUGUGUUCAAUUUGAUGGUGAGAGGAAAUUAUGGAUGUAUUUGCAUAGAGACAGAGAAGAGGAAGAUUUUGAGGAUGAUGGGACGUCAUCUACUAAAAAGUGGAAGAGGCCAAAAAAAGAAGCUCCUGACUCAUCUGAACGGGGAUUGGUGACUGUGGCUAAUAAUGCGAGUAUAGAAGGGGGCCAAACUCAGAUUGAACCAAGCUCUAAUCUUAUUGUUGACUCUACAUGCAUGGAUGAAGAUAAAAGGGUGGAUCAUCUGUAUUAUAAUGAUGGGCAGAAUGAAGUCAACCUUGAGGGUCUUGACCAGCCUGGGAUACAUUAUAGCUCUGAUCUUAUUGUUGACCCUUCCGGCAUGGUUGACCAUAAAAUGGUAGAUCAUUUGCAUUAUGAUGAUAGACAUAUGGAAGUCAACAUUGGGGGUCUUGGCCUAAUUGGGAUUCGUUCAGGCUCUGGUCUUAAUGUUGAUACUUCAUGUAUGGAUGAUGGUAGAAGGGUGGAUCAUUUGCAGUAUAGUGAUAAACAUAUGGAAGUUAGCAUUGAGUGUCUUGACCAAACUGGGAUUCAUUUAAGCUCUGAAGUUCGUGUUGACCCUUUAUGCAUAGCUGAUAAUAAAAGAAUGGAUCAUUUGAAUUACAAUGAUAGAGAAAUGGAAGUUAACAUUGAUGGUCUCGAAUCUAAGCAAGGGAUCAUGGACCAAGGUCCUCCAAUGGUGUGGCAGGCUCAUGGCUUAAAUUCCAUCCAGGAGAACAGCUUGUUAUGCAUAGAAAAUUCCAGACCCGGUGAUUUUGACAAUAGGAAUUUGGGCAGAUGAAACCAGCUUAUGUUAGGAAGAAGCUCAUCCGGAAUAAUGCUCAAGGUGAGCUAGUGUUUCUCAGCCCCUACUCCAAAUCAGCUGGUCAUAGAUUUAGUUGGAUUUGGCUGUUGGUAUUUUUGUGAACUAUCUUAUCUGUAGUGUCAAUUAUUUUGCCUUUUUAAGUGAUACUGUGUAGUGGAAGCAAGCAGCAAUAAUAAUAUCUCUGGUGGUAAUAAAUAAAAAUAGAACUUUAAGACCAA